UAAAAAAAAGACAUUUAUAAAUGGAAAAAUAUAAUUUUUCUAAUAGAAACUGUGAACACUUGAUAAUGUAUUAUUAUGAGUACACUGAUGUAAUAUAUGUUGUUUAACGUAAACAAGUUUAUAGAAGUUUGUGAUGUAUUUAUAUACUCUAUAUAAUACCAAAGGCUAUAUGAAUAUAAUAGUACAUUUCUAAUAAGAAGAUUUAUAUAAAAUUGAUAUAACGAGUAUCUAUAAAUAGAAGAUACUUGCACAAUGUCGAAUUCUAAGAAAAGUUCAGAAUAUAAUCAGGAAAAACCUGCAAUUAUUGAAGAGUCACAAGCAGCAGUGAACAAAAAAGAAGAUACAUCAGUACGACCUAAGUGUAAGCUAGAUUCGCGUGGUUGUUUAAAUCUUCAGGAUAUUCUGCUGAUGUUUGAUAGUCCUAUAAGUCAGGAACGAGCUUGGGCAUUGUGUUAUCAAAUAGCCAAUAGUUUAUCAUGCUUAACAGAAAAUAAGUUCUAUGAAAUAUUGGAACUUUCACAAAUUAUACUUCAUAAAGAUGGAGAUAUCUGGCUUGAAAACUUAGCAGGUUCUAAACAACCUCUUGUUUCGGAAGAGAAGGCGGUAUUCUCACUGGGCAUGGCAAUUUUUAAAGCCUUGGACUUUGGUUCUAACGCAGGAGAGGAAAUAGCUUUGUUACCAGACUUAGAAGCUCUCAUUACAUUGAUGACAAACUGCAAUCGAGUUUGUGAAGGUGAGGUAGAAGAACGUCUACAAGAGACUGACGAUGAAGGCAUCGAGCGAGAUUCUGGUGAUACUGAUGCAGAGGAUUAUGUGCUGAAAACUACAGAAUCAUACACAGACAGUCCCACAUGUACUUUAAAAACUGUUCUUCAAAUAUGUGCAAGACAUGUGCAAAGUUUACACGAAGAUGCUGAUAAUUAUUACAAAAAUAUGAUACAAGUAUUUGUGGAAGAAGCUCUUAAUCUUUCCCAGUUUUUAGAAAAAGUAGUUGUUGACAAGCAAUCACAAGAUUUGUUCAGUCCAAAUAAUGUUGAUCGUAGCUCAACUUCAUUGCAGAACAUUAAUACAGUGGAUUUUAAUGAUUGGACGGACAUUAGAAUUUGGAGGGCUAUACAAGCUAGAUUUUGGGUUCAAGUUAUUAGCGAGCUGAGACGAGGAGUGAAAUUAAAGAAAGUAGAAGCUAAUUUGGGUUCUCGCAUGUCUUCGCGCGGACAAGGAAGUCUCUCAGACUAUAAGCCGACGGCAUACGAGAGUCUGAUGAAUGAUAUUAGAGAAAGACGAUAUCAUCUCAGAAAAACCCCGCCCACGCCGUCAAGAAAGGACACACAUGCAAUUAUUCUUGAAUUUAUUAGAAGUCGACCACCUCUGAAAAAGGCCUCGGAAAGACGAUUACGACCACUACAAAAGGAAAGUACCCUCAGAGAGUUGCUCAUGGAAAGCAUAAAAAAACCUCCAAAGCCUCUAAGAUCUUCUAGUUCAAGACAAACUGAUUCCAAGAUUGAAGAAAUAAUAAACUGCAAUACAAGUGGCGAAUCUCGUAUGAUAGUCCUCGGGGAGGUACCACCUUCGCAGCCAGAGCAAGAGCAGGAAUCUGCACAGGAUGUUGCGGCUCAAUGGCAGUCGGAGGAUCAGAGGACGUCGGCAAUUAGCGGUAGCGUUCUGGCGACAUCGAGCCGUAGGAUACAAGAUGUACCGCCGGUGCCACAGCCACGGCAAAGGAUUACCAAGGAAAGACCCAAUAUCAGGGUCUUACCUUCCAAUAGGAAUCGUAAGUCGCGUAGAAGGCGCAUUACAGAUGCAGAUAUAACGCAGAACGGAGAAGAUAUCAAUGAACAUGAAUUGUUGCCAAAGCCAUCUGGAAGAAAUUUGGAUAUUACUAGGCGAACCAAGAAAGUGAUACCUGUCGACUUUGAUUUAAAGGGGGGCAAGCGCCUUUCCUGUUUCCUCUUACGUACCUUGUACAUGGAUGUACAAGAUGUAUAUGUGUCGAUAUUCAGAAAGGAAUGUAUAGAGAAGCCUGAAGUUAAUAAACAGAAGUAGAGUUAUUGGAAAAUAGUGGACGAAUGUGUUAUCAGACUGGCCAAACUGUAAGAUAUAUAGGUGAAACAUAGAAGUAUAAAAGAGAAGACGUGCUCAUUUGCAGAGUGACUGUCCGAAAGAGGAAAAGCCUAGGUUUGAAUCUCGGCAGUGUCC
Molecule: messenger RNA, 2196 nt
Organism: Wasmannia auropunctata (little fire ant)
Lineage: Eukaryota; Metazoa; Arthropoda; Insecta; Hymenoptera; Formicidae
Product: protein spire homolog 1-like
Exons: 11
Coding region: 253-2043 (596 amino acids)
Biological process (GO): Golgi vesicle transport; cleavage furrow formation; intracellular transport
Cellular component (GO): cytoplasmic vesicle membrane; cell cortex
Molecular function (GO): actin binding
Source: RefSeq, a predicted model, not a curated record